This is a messenger RNA of Tricharina praecox, 3752 nucleotides long. RefSeq names its product Sodium/calcium exchanger protein-domain-containing protein. Bases 99 to 3548 code for a protein of 1149 amino acids. NCBI's taxonomy places the organism in Eukaryota, Fungi, Ascomycota, Pezizomycetes, Pezizales, Pyronemataceae. Gene Ontology annotation, molecular function: calcium:proton antiporter activity. The record is from RefSeq and is a predicted model, not a curated record. The transcript is spliced from 7 exons. Gene Ontology annotation, cellular component: endomembrane system; membrane. Gene Ontology annotation, biological process: calcium ion transmembrane transport; intracellular calcium ion homeostasis.
CACGAAAACCUGCAGAGCCCUGGUACAUACCAUACAGUACCGCUGCCUGCAGAGUACAUAACUCUUCUCCCCCCCGCCCCCCCACUUAAAGCGAAAUCAUGAGCCCUGCCAAAAAGAGGACUACUGCAAUCCCAGACUACCACAGCGUCGACAGCAGAAUAAGAAGAAGCAGUGGCAGUGGCAGCAGCAACAGCAGCAACAGCUCCUCUUCAGCUCCUAUAGCCAUCCCCGGCAACUAUCAGGACUCCGAGAUGUCGGCCCCCGACAACAACAACAACCUCGAGGAGCAGCCGUAUUCGACAAGCGCUGCAAGCGGGCGCUCGACGGGGACCGUCAGACGUGUGGGAGAUACGGAAGCCGGAGUUAUUCCCAGCUCGGUCGAAUCAUUCAACACGGCGCGUGAACGUCCUGCCGGUGGUGCAGAGCAACCCUCAACCCUCUCGAGAGCGUCUUCGAAAUCGUCCCUGCGAGAUAUCGUGUCACCGGACAAAAAAGUUAGAGCGCGGCCGUCGAACAUACGGAGAGCUUCGUCUACACAUCCGCAUAAGGGACAGGAGUUUAGCGCCGAAGACGAACCAGAAGAAGUCGAAGAGGACCAGAGAGCCCGGACGGCGUCAUCGAUCUCGAGCAUCUCGUUUUCCGGAAUGAGGCGACGGUCCCAGCUGUUGCGCCGACGGACUACGCAACAGGUACUACCCAACGUGGAGGACGACCCCGACGAGAGCUCCGAUCAAGAGACGAGCCAGGCGGCUGCCCAGCAGGCUGAGCAGGACGAUGUGGAAGCGGAAGAGGGCACCAUGAGGGCGGACUCGUACGAAUCUAGCGACGCUGGAAGCGUUAACUCCUUUACCUUGAAGGACCGGCAACAAGCGAUCAACCAAACGCAUCCGUUCGGUAUCAGGAUCUGGAAGCCCGCGCUUUACAAGAAGAGUAGAUCCGUCCAGAAGACGGCCGAAGGCGAUAUCCACUCCGCUCCGGGCGGCAGUGUUGGGCCCAUCUUAUUCUUCGUCAACAUCCUGUGGGUUUUGCUGUUCGGAUGGUGGAUGGCUGCCAUCACCGCGUUCGCCGGUAUCACUUGUUUUAUAUUCUUCUUCAGCUACAGCAACCGGCAAUACGGAAUGGUCCUUAUCGGAUUGGCUUAUUACCUCCUUUACCCGUUCGGACGCUUCGUGGAACUGAAACAGGACGAAUCGUACGCCGAGGAGGACGAAGGUGAGGGCAGGAGCAUCAGUGAAUACGAACAAUGGCAGGCGGGCGACAUUGAAGCAGGUAGAACAUUCUUCGGUCCACACACGCAGCGGUCCAUCGUUGGCCGCCGGAGAGAUAGCAUAGACACCGUUAGUGAAGCCGAGUCCCUACUCGGAGCAGGUGAGAGAACCGGGUUGAUCACGGGUGUUACUGUCGGUUCCGAGAGGAAGACGAGGUUCUUCGGGCGUGGCCAGUGGAGCUUUGGGCGUGUUUUGUUCUAUGCCUGGUUUUAUGCGGUGAUAGCUCCUAUGUUACUCUUAGUGUCCGGGGCCUGUUGGCUUCUUGUCUUCUCGAUACCGAUGGCGAAGGUUACUUCCCUUCUACUUGACCAUCUCAGGAGACAUCCGUUGGCGCUAUCAUUCCAUUCGGAUCACACCUGGAGCCGGAGGCCGGGAACGCCCUCGACAUCGAUUUUACUGUGCACCUACCGUGCCGUCGGUUGGAAGUACUACAAGUACACCGUGGACGGUACCAAUAUAUUCUUCAUCAACCUUUUGGGUGUGGUAAUUUUCGUCAUCGCCGAUUACUAUAUCCUAAGGGGCCUUUUGGCCCCUAGUGGUUUGACCGCUCCUGCGACUAUAUUCACCUUGGCGUUGUGUUCAGUUAUUCCAUUGGCUUAUUUCAUCGGCCAAGCGGUUGCAUCCAUCUCGGCCCAGUCCAGUAUGGGUAUGGGUGCCACGAUCAACGCUUUCUUCUCCACGAUCGUGGAAGUCUACUUGUACUGCGUUGCCUUGUCCGAGGGCAAGGGACGUCUGGUGGAAGGAAGUAUAGUGGGCAGCAUCUUCGCCGGUGUCGUUUUCAUGCCCGGUAUCAGCAUGUGUUCUGGAGCGAUCAUAAGGAAGACGCAGAGAUUCAACGCAAAAUCUGCCGGUGUGACCUCGACGAUGUUGCUGUUCUCGGUGAUCGCGGCAUUUGCGCCGACGUUGUUUUAUCAGAUCUAUGGCUCGUACGAGCUUAGCUGUGUUUCCUGUCAGUCCUUGGGUACACCGUAUGACGCCGACUGUCGCAGAUGUGCCUUUUACCAGACACCACCCACUCCUGGCGACCGGUUUUACAAGCAGGCUGUCCAACCAUACGUUUGGAUCUCAGCCGCUUUCUUGUUCAUCUCAUAUGUUGUCGGUUCGUGGUUCACCCUGAGAACGCAUGCCGCUCUCAUUUGGCAGGCGCCUCCGACCGCUCACCCCGCACCCGUCCACGGCCCGAGCAGUGCCCAUGGAGCUGCCUCUUCUGCCGCCGAUGCUUCGCGCGGAUUCGCACGGUACCAGGAUGCCAGUUCCCUUCAUGGAUAUGAUGCCCGCACACCUGCAUCUAUCCAUGAGUCCCAGCUCUACAAACGCAUCCUUGGGCAAUCACUCGGCAGUGCCGGCUUCCGACAGGACGGCACACCAGCGGCGCCAGGAACAACUUUGCAUAGGGCGCCUCCGCGGUCCGCGGGUGAUACCCUUUCACCGGUUCAGGAAGAUCCCAACCAGAUGGACGCCGCUCCACAACCUCCCGUCAGUAUCCCUGGUUUGUCGAGCGAAGAGAACGCACGUCUGGUUCAUGGCGUGGCUGAGAUGGCUGCCGCGGCCGCCGCUGCUGCGGUGCAAGAUGUCCAACGGCACAGCGUGAGACGAACGCCGACGACGCCGAAGCCAGCACUCACAACGAUGGCAUCCGCCAUGGACGAAGAUGUUCCCGUUGGUGGAGAAGCCGCGGACGCAGGUGGUCACGACGCCCCCAACUGGGGCAGGACGAAGAGCUCCGUCGUUCUUUUGGGCGCCACUGUUUUGUAUGCGGUUAUUGCCGAGAUCCUUGUCAAUACCGUCGACGUUGUUCUAGAGAACUUUGAUAUCGAUGAGAAGUUCUUAGGAUUCACUCUGUUUGCUUUGGUUCCUAAUACUACUGAGUUCUUGAACGCUAUUUCCUUUGCGAUGAACGGAAACAUUGCCUUGAGUAUGGAGAUUGGUUCGGCGUACGCUCUGCAAGUGUGUCUGCUUCAGAUUCCAGCAUUGGUCCUGUUCAGCGCGAUCUACAGUACUUCCCUCGCCCCCGAAGACUUGAUCAGCCACACGUUUAGCAUGAUCUUCCCGCAAUGGGAUCUCGUCACGGUUAUUCUCUGCGUGUUCCUACUUUCGUACAUGUACGGCGAGGGAAAGAGCAACUACUUUAAGGGCACCAUCCUUAUCCUGAGUUACUUCACGGUGGCGAUGGGCUUCUACUUUAGUUCGUACGCCCUGAAGGACCAAGAUGACUCACAGAUCGUCAGUCUGGGGUCCGGUACCAAGGGCACGGGGUUCUACAUGCAGGCGAACCAUUAGAUUGUAUUCGGAUUCGUUGUUUACUUUGGCUGAUACCCUCUGCAUAUCCGGUGUUUGGUUUCUUCUUUUCUUCUUUUCUGUGGCAUUCUGUCCUCCUGUGUUGUGUUUGCUGGGGUCAACGGUUGCUACCCUCACCUGUACUAGAGAAGACUAGGUUGUGUUUUUUUACAUCAUUAAGUUUGUGCUGAGAAGAUGAGCUUCAGU